CGAAAAUGAUGUUCGUGGACAAAUAAUUACGCCCUGGACUGUUGAAGGAGCCGUUGUAGAUGGUCAGGCUCAAGCAAUUGAUUACGAUAAACUGAUCGAACAGUUUGGGACGAAACACAUUGAUGAAGAACUCUUGAAAAGAUUUGAGGCCCUAACUGGGAAAAAAUGUCAUGUACUUCUGAGAAGAGGGAUUUUCUUUUCUCACAGAGAACUCGAAAAAAUUUUGGAUCGAUAUGAGCAAAAGAAACCGUUUUUUCUUUACACGGGACGCGGGCCUAGUAGCACUAGCAUGCAUUUAGGACAUAUGAUUCCUUUUGUAUUUUGCCAGUGGUUGCAAGAAGUUUUCGACGUGCCAAUCGUAAUUCAGUUGACAGAUGAUGAAAAAUUCCUCUUCAAAUCAGAGCUCACUUUAGAAAAAGUACGUGAAUUUUCAAAAGAAAACGCCAAGGACAUUAUUGCAUGCGGUUUUAAACUGGAAAAGACGUUUAUAUUUUCUAAUCUCGAUUAUGUCGGAAAAGAAUUCUAUCACAACAUUGUAAGAAUCUCAAAGUGUAUCACAGCUAGUCAAUCAAAGGCCACAUUUGGAUUCAACGACAGUGAUUGCAUAGGAAAAAUUCAUUUCGUUGCUAUACAAGCAGCACCAUCAUUUUCCAAUAGCUUCCCCCAAAUAUUUGGUAGCCGAUCAGAUAUUCCUUGUUUGAUUCCAUGCGCAAUUGAUCAAGACCCAUAUUUUAGAUUGACGCGCGAUGUCGCACAUAGACUCAAAUAUCCCAAACCAUGUCUAAUUCAUGCUAAAUUUUUCCCUGCUCUCCAAGGCCCUCAAACAAAAAUGAGCGCGUCAGUGGAUAACUCCGCGAUCUUCAUGUCGGAUACCGCAAAUCAAAUAAAGAAGAAGAUUAACAAGUAUGCCUAUUCGGGUGGUGGUGACACUAUAGAGCUACAUAGAUUAAAUGGAGGAAAUCCGGAAGUUGAUGUUGCGUUUCAGUAUCUGUUCGUAUUCCUUGAUGAUGACGAGGAAUUGAAUAGAAUACGCCAGGAAUAUAAAUCUGGAAAACUUUUGACUGGAGAAUUAAAAGCAAGAUGUAUCAAUGUAUUACAAGAAUUCGUUGGUGGUUUUCAAAAGCGUAAAUCUGAGAUAACCGAUGAAAUCCUAAACCAAUUUAUGGAUGCCAAUAGGAAAAUCUCAGCAUGA
Messenger RNA from Acaulospora morrowiae, 1192 nucleotides. Lineage: Eukaryota; Fungi; Glomeromycota; Glomeromycetes; Diversisporales; Acaulosporaceae. The record is from the annotation of a GenBank genome assembly.